Molecule: messenger RNA, 1382 nt
Organism: Acipenser ruthenus (sterlet)
Lineage: Eukaryota; Metazoa; Chordata; Actinopteri; Acipenseriformes; Acipenseridae
Product: protein FAM3C-like
Exons: 10
Coding region: 433-1107 (224 amino acids)
Source: RefSeq, a predicted model, not a curated record
CUGUAUGUAUGUCACAAGGCUGGCUGAGUGGUGACACGUCAGACCCGGAAGAAACACAGACAGACAUUAGUUAUGAGUGAAACUGAGACGCAACUGGUACCGUUCAGAAGGUGUAUUGCAAAAUAAAAAGGUUUUAAACACAAAACAGGACACGGCACUUGAGCCAAAAUAAACAGACAAACAAAACGGCGGUGGACUAACAGACAAACGAACAAACACGCAGCCAUAUUAUUCAAGGAGGGUGAAAACACUCCAGCUUAAUGUGUUGAGCAUCCUACAAAAAUCAAGAAGGGACAGGGAAGAAGCUCCCUCAAGAGUGGAAUGAGCUCACAAUAGGGUUGAGAAUCUUCUGAACCACUGUGCUGAAAAUAGUACCCUUCAAUUUUCCAACACCCUGUGAAUCCAGACCCACUGUUACUCCACAUCGCUGCAAUGAGGGCAUUAGAGGUGGCUCGUGUUGCUCUUAUACUAGGCACACUCGUUCUGGUUUGUCUAACGGCAAAUAUGGCUUUAAAACCUGGACGGAGAGAUGUUGUUGGACGAAAUUCAAAUGCACUCCUUGGAGACAGAACUUAUAAAUGUGGACUGUCAAAAGCAUGUCCUCAAGGACACUUUGUUUUUAAAAUUCAGACGGGAUCAGCCAAUAUUAUUGGACCAACCAUUUGUUUUGAAGACAAAGUCCUAUUGAGAAGUACAUUGAAUAAUGUUGCAGUUGGACUGAACAUUGCACUGGUAGAUGGUAAGACUGGGAAAUUGAUCAAGACUGGUGCCUUUGAAACUCACAAUAUCAACAAUGCAUUGAAGUUCUUACAAGACAUCGAUGAAAGGACGCUUGUUUUAGUGGCUUCGUUUGAUAACAUGGGAACAGUAAUGAAUGAUGAACUUAAACAACUGUUUACCAAGUUGGGAAGCAGCUAUGUGAAUUCCAUAGGUUAUCGGGAUAACUGGAUUUUUAUUGGAUCAAAAGGGAUCAAUGGAAAAAGUCAGUUUGAAGAGUACAUGAAAAAUGUUAAGGAAACAAACUUGUACGAAGACUGGCCCAAGACUUUGCUAUUGAAUGGCUGCAUACCUGCAAAUUCUACUUCUGCCACAGCUUCUGGUUUCUGAGAUGCGGAGUCCCAGACUGCACUGGGGCACUGUUGUACUUUUCAUCACCGGAGUCUCCCACCCACUAGAUUCAGUUUGUCCACGCAGUCUAUACCCUAUAGACUUCAAAAUAAUGAAUUGCAAAUGACUACUCCGCGGCUCAAGAUCCUAUUUGUAAUUGGUUUCAAUUUCUUUCAAUUUGUCUUGUGAUUUAUCUUUAAUUCUUUAUUGUUCAGGUUUUCCAGCAUUGGUACUGGAAGCCUUUUAAUAAACAUUCUUUGUAUUGUUAUAUCCUA